Messenger RNA from Ustilaginoidea virens, 1626 nucleotides. RefSeq lists its product as uncharacterized. The coding region runs from base 1 to 1626 and encodes 541 amino acids. Gene Ontology annotation, molecular function: oxidoreductase activity. NCBI's taxonomy places the organism in Eukaryota, Fungi, Ascomycota, Sordariomycetes, Hypocreales, Clavicipitaceae. The record is from RefSeq and is a predicted model, not a curated record. Gene Ontology annotation, cellular component: cytoplasm. The transcript is spliced from 2 exons.
AUGACGACCCCGGUGGACGCAAAAGUCAUCGAGCAGCUGCGGGCUCAGGCGGAGCAAGACCCCGGGCUCCCGCGAGCCAACCCCACCCCGGCCUUCUGGCAGACGCCGCCCCACGGCUCCCUCUCCGACGCCCGGUCCGAGACGCUGCCCCGCCGCGCCGACUACGCCAUCAUCGGCUCCGGCGUGACCGGGUGCAGCGUGGCCCGGACCCUGCUCGAAGGCGCGCCGGAGGGGGAGCAGCCGGAGGGGGAGCCGUUCGUCGUGGCCGUGGCCGUGCUGGAGGCGCGCGCGCUGGCCAGCGGCGCCACGGGCCGCAACGGGGGCUUGCUGUCGUCGUUUGUGCCCGGCGACUACGAGCUGCUGGCGGAGCGCUUCGGCCACGCGCAGGCCGUCAAGAUUGCGCGCUUCGCCAACAGGACCCUGGAGAGGAUGCACCAGCUGGCCGGCUCGUCCGAGGAGCUGCGGCGGGCCAGCGACAUCCGGAGGACGUGCGACGUGGUCUGCCUGCAGGACGAGGAGGCGUGGCAGGGCGCGAGGCGGAGCUGGGAGUCGUACGCGGACAAGGUGCCCGAGGAGAGCGGCAAGGCCGAGUUUCUGACGCCCGAAGAGGCCAAGGAGCGAUACAAUGUCAACGCCAAAUGCGGCGCCAUGGUCCUCCCCAACGGCGCCUUCUGGCCCUACAGGCUCCUGACCGGGCUGUGGGAGCAGCUCCUCGGGCGGUUCGGCUCGCGGCUCACGGUCGACACCGGGACCCCCGUCACGGAGAUUUCCCACUGCGCCAGCACCGACCCCCGGUACCCGUACCUCGUGCACACGCCCCGCGGCGUCGUGCGGGCCAGGAAGAUCAUACACGCCACCAACGGGUACGCCGGCCACCUGCUCCCCCGGCUCCGGGGCAAGAUCUACCCCCUGCGGGGCACCAUGUCGGUGCAGAAGGCGCCGCCCUUGCUGGGCAACCGCGGCCGCACGCAGACGUGGAGCGUGGCCGGCGGAGGCGGCUACGACGAGCGCAGCGAGGUGGUGGAGCUGGGCCUCUACUACGCCAGCCAGAACCCCAGGACGGGCGACGUGCUGGUCGGCGGCGAGAAGGCCCACGUCGCGGAGCUGAUUGGCGCGGACGACACGCGGGUCGGGACGGCGGCCGGGGACAACCUGUCGACGCUGCUGCCGCGGCUGUUUGCCGGGGUGUGGGGGGACGAGCAGGAGCAGGGGCAGGGGCAGGGGCGGGGAGACGAGCAGGGGCGGGGAGACGAGCAGGGGCGGGGAGACGAGCAGGGGCGGGAGCGGGAGCGGGAGCGGGAGCGGGAGCGGGAGCGGGAGCCCGAGGUGAGGCAGAUGUGGACGGGCAUCAUGGGCUUCACGGCGGACCGGCUCCCGCUGGUGGGCAGCCUGCCGCGGGAGUUUACGGGGCGGGGCGAGGAGGGGGGCGAGUGGAUCGCGGCGGGGUUCAACGGCUACGGCAUGGCGCUGUGCUGGUCGAGCGGCGAGGCCGUGGCGAGGAAGCUGCUGGGCAUGGAGGCCGACUUUCUGCCCGAGGCGUGCGUGGCGUCGCGGGAGCGGCUGGGCGACGAGCGGCGGAUGGACGUGGCGGCGGCGCUGCGGGUGUUUCUGGGGGGGAAGCCGUAG